Solanum dulcamara is the source of this 1074-nucleotide messenger RNA. RefSeq names its product transmembrane ascorbate ferrireductase 1. The record is from RefSeq and is a predicted model, not a curated record. Gene Ontology annotation, molecular function: oxidoreductase activity. The coding region runs from base 117 to 812 and encodes 231 amino acids. The transcript is spliced from 4 exons. NCBI's taxonomy places the organism in Eukaryota, Viridiplantae, Streptophyta, Magnoliopsida, Solanales, Solanaceae.
UGAUUGGAUGAAAAAUAAAUUAGGCGAAAGUAAGUUGAUAGAAAUAAGAUAAAGAGCCCACACAUUCAUUCUCUCUUUGCUCUGUAUUUGCACGUCUUAUCAUCAAAGAGAAGGAAAUGGCAACGGGGCUGAAGGCACUGCCUUUCUCAUUUGGGGCACACUUUCUUGCCUUAAUUGCUGCUAUUAUGGUCUUAGUUUGGUCUAUUCACUUUAGGGGUGGCUUAGCUUGGGAGGCUGAUAACAAAAAUCUCAUCUUUAAUAUUCACCCGGUACUUAUGCUUAUUGGGUUCAUUAUUCUUGGGGGAGAAGCCAUCAUGAGUUACAAAUCUUUCCCCCUGGAGAAGCAGGUGAAGAAAGUGAUACAUCUAGUUUUACAUGCUAUCGCCCUCAUACUUGGAAUAAUUGGAAUCUAUACCGCAUUCAAAAAUCACAAUGAAAGCAACAUCCCUAACAUGUACAGUUUACAUUCCUGGGUUGGAAUAGGAGUUAUUACUCUUUAUGGCAUUCAGUGGGUUUAUGGAUUUGUGGUGUUCUUCUACCCUGGAGGUAGUUCUGAAAUCAGACGCGAUUCACUUCCCUGGCAUGUGCUUUUGGGAAUGUUUAUAUAUGUCAUGGCUGUUGGCAAUGCCUGUUUAGGAUUCCUUGAGAAGCUCACAUUCCUGGAAGUUAAUGGUUUGGCUAAAUAUGGUUCUGAGGCCUUCCUAGUUAACUUUACUGCCAUUGCUACCGUUCUGUAUGGGGUCUUUGUGUUUCUGACCAUUCUUUCUCAGGGUCCCACUGCGGAUGAUCAUAGUUACUCCGCCAUUUCUUGAGUUCCAAUAAGCUAUUGUUGCAUAUCGCGUUCUAUUGAACGUGAACAAGCAUAGACUCUUUACUGGUGCCUCUCUACCUUACGUACUUUGAUCAUCUUAUUAUAGUAUCUUCGAUCAUGUACCUCUUUGUAUAUUAAUGUAAAACUCAGUUCUUCAUAGUAUUGUAAUCAUGAUGAGCACAAUCUUGAUGUUUAUGUUAUAAUAUGGGAGCUAAGAUUUGUAUAUAGAUGAUUGUGGUGGGAGGCCAUGAAAACUUUGAAUA